Messenger RNA from Fusarium keratoplasticum, 1878 nucleotides. Its product is annotated as HET domain-containing protein. Bases 1 to 1878 code for a protein of 625 amino acids. The record is from RefSeq and is a predicted model, not a curated record. Lineage: Eukaryota; Fungi; Ascomycota; Sordariomycetes; Hypocreales; Nectriaceae. The transcript has a single exon.
AUGCGCCUUCUGAAUGCCACCACCCUCCGCCUCGAAACUGUGAAACCAGGUUCCGAGCCCUACGCAAUCCUCUCCCACCGCUGGACCGACGAUGAGGUGUUGUUCAACGAUGUCGAGAAUGGCACCGCCCACGAGAGGCGGGGAUACGCCAAGCUCCGUGGCUGCUGUGAUAUCGCUCUCAGCCAGAACCUGAAGUACGUGUGGAUUGACACUUGCUGCAUCGACAAGAGCAGCAGCGCCGAGCUUUCAGAGGAGAUCAACUCCAUGUUCCGCUGGUAUAGCAUGGCUGAGGUCUGCUACGCCUACCUGCACGACGCGACGGGUGAGCAGGACUAUCUCUCGAGCGAGUGGUUCGGUCGCGGGUGGACGCUGCAGGAGCUCAUCGCCCCCAAGAAGGUAGAGUUCUACGCCAAGAAUUGGACCAAAUUCGGCUGCCGCUCCCAACUGUCCAAAGCACUGAGCAAGAAUACGGGUAUCGCCGAGGCAUAUCUCCACGGCGCAGACCUGUCGAGGGCGUCCAUUGCCGAGAGAAUGUCCUGGGCCGCGAAGCGCGUGACGACCAGGCCCGAAGACAUGGCCUACUGCCUCCUCGGUAUAUUCAACACUCAUAUGAGCCCGAUUUACGGAGAGGGCGGUGGGAUGGCCUUCAUCCGCCUGCAGCGCGAGCUCCUCGAAAAAUCCAGCGACCACUCAUUCCUUGCCUGGGGCUCGCCGACCGCCCCCGAGGCCCUCGCCGUCGCGGCCCCGGAAGCAACGGACGUCCUGAGCGGCGUGCUCGCGCGGUCACCGGCCUCUUUCGAGGGGUGCGGCGACGUAGAGACCUGGGACCAAGUCGUGACCGCAACGACCACACCCAUCAUCAUGCAGAACGUGGGCAUCCAAGCCCGACUGCCCGUCACAACGAUCGGAUCUCGGAGCCUCCUGAUGCUCAGGUGUCACUGGCGCCACGACCACUGGAACGUCAUCGCCGUGCCGGUGAAGAAGCGCUCCGGCCGGUGGUACAGGACCUCUCCGGAGACCACGACCUGCCCGGAGGACCAGUGGCCAGACAACAUCAGCGACAAGCUACUGUCCCAGAACCCGUACGUGCAGUCUGCCGAUAUUCACUACGCGAUCAAGCCUCUUCCACUGGGACUGCGCGUUGCGGAGGUCUUCCCCGACGACUCAUGGGAAGAGCCUCGCGACACGCAGACCCGGAUCAAGAGUAGAGGCAGCGCAGGAUCGCCAACCGCGACAUUCGUCAGGUUGAAGGAUGGCGCCGAGUCCGACGGUGUCAAGUGUGACUACGUCCUGAAACUCGACGUCGACGGUUCUCGCGGCCAGACCGCCACCUGCCAGCUCGGCAUCCUGCCGCGCGACUCACCCCUGCUACAGGCGGAUCAGCUGACCAGCGCAUUCGGCGGUUUCGGCCUGGCGGUAACCAUUGCUGGCGAGUCCUCGGCGCUCGCGGUGGAAUUGAAGACGAGACUUCUCCACGGAAAGGAGGCGCACGUGGUGGAUCUGUUCAUGGACGAGACGCGGAGGAAACGCGAGGCAUCUUGCAGUCGGGCGCUGCCGGAGCUCCCGUCGAAGACUGAGAAGGACGAGGACAAGCGGCUGGCCCAGCUGGACAGAGAAAGGCAGGCUAGAGAGGAGAGGGAGGAGAUACAGAAAAUGAUGGGGGAGAGGGAGACGCGACAUAAGGAUAACAACAAUUGUCUGAGAGUUGCCAUUUGUUGGCCGAUCGUGGUUACGAUCUUCUGGAUCGUGCCCAUUGCAGGCACAAGCGGAUGGGUGCGAGUGUGUUGGAUCGCUGGUUAUGUGGCCUUGAUCACGCUCGAUAUCCUCGUCACAGUGGCGUACUUUAACAGGCCCAAUGGCUCGGAACAGCGGCAAUAA